Messenger RNA from Schistosoma mattheei, 672 nucleotides. The record is from the annotation of a GenBank genome assembly. NCBI's taxonomy places the organism in Eukaryota, Metazoa, Platyhelminthes, Trematoda, Strigeidida, Schistosomatidae.
AUGUCUUCUAAAUCUAAACGUCAUUGUAAUAGUGUAUUAUGGUUUAUAACAUUAAUUAUUUUUGCUAUACCUAUAUCAUUAUGUUUAUCAUGGAUCUAUAUAUUAUUAAUUAUUUGUAAUCCAUGUUCAGAAAGAUUAACUGAAUGUACAGAAAGUUUAUUAAAAGUAAUACAAUGGCCAUGGACAUGUGCUCAAAAUAUGUUACGUGGUGAAUCAUAUUUAGAAUGUUGUUGUUGUUGUUGUUAAAUUAAUUUAAUUAUGUAAAAAAUAAUAAUUUUUAAUAUUUAUACAAAUUAAUUCAAUGAUAAUUUCAUUUCAUAUUACAUAAUAGAAGAUACCGAUUGGAAUUAUUCAAUAUUCAUUGAAGCAAGGAGUUUUUUUUGAAAAAAAAAUAGAAAACAACUUAUUAUUCUGAAUAUAUUAUCAAAUUCAUUAAUACAUGCCUUAAUUUUGGCCUUUGUAAAAUAUUAUAAUUAUGGACCCAUAACUGUAGAGCCUGAUGAUGGAAUUAUUGAAAACAAUUGUUCGCUCAAAUAUUCUUCAUUUUUGAUUAUCUAUAUCUGCAAAGAAAAAUUUUUUUUGAUUUGAUUGUAAAUAACCAAUUUUUCUAUAAACUAGAACAAAUAUAUUGUAUAUGUAUGCUUAAUAUCGAAUUCACUGUUAAAACGUUAG